Molecule: messenger RNA, 2166 nt
Organism: Gorilla gorilla gorilla (western lowland gorilla)
Lineage: Eukaryota; Metazoa; Chordata; Mammalia; Primates; Hominidae
Product: acetylserotonin O-methyltransferase
Exons: 9
Coding region: 1030-2151 (373 amino acids)
Molecular function (GO): O-methyltransferase activity; protein dimerization activity
Source: RefSeq, a predicted model, not a curated record
UUGCAGUGAGCUGAGAUGGUGCCACCGCACUCCAGCCUGACGACAGAGCGAGACUCCAUCUAAAAAAAAAAAAAAGGGUCUCACUAUGUUGCCCAGGCUGGCCUGCUGCAAAGGGUCUCACUAUGUUGCCCAGGCUGGCCUGCUGCAAAGGGUCUCACUAUGUUGCCCAGGCUGGCCUGCUGCAAAGGGUCUCACUAUGUUGCCCAGGCUGGCCUGCUGCAAAGGGUCUCACUAUGUUGCCCAGGCUGGCCUGCUGCAAAGGGUCUCACUAUGUUGCCCAGGCUGGCCUGCUGCAAAGGGUCUCACUAUGUUGCCCAGGCUGGCCUGCUGCAAAGGGUCUCACUAUGUUGCCCAGGCUGGCCUGCUGCAAAGGGUCUCACUAUGUUGCCCAGGCUGGCCUGCUGCAAAGGGUCUCACUAUGUUGCCCAGGCUGGCCUGCUGCAAAGGGUCUCACUAUGUUGCCCAGGCUGGCCUGCUGCAAAGGGUCUCACUAUGUUGCCCAGGCUGGCCUGCUGCAAAGGGUCUCACUAUGUUGCCCAGGCUGGCCUGUUGCCCAGUCUGGCCUGCUGGCAUCUUGAUGUUGAACUUCCAGCCUCCAGAAGUGUGAGAGAACUGGUUUUUUGAGCCACCCAGUUUGCAGAAAUUCGCACGACCCCCAGAAAUGAAUGCAGAAACUGUUCAAUCCAUAAGACGAUUAAUGAGUGCUAAUGAUGGGUGAGCAUAUUGCUUUGGGAUCAGUUCUACAGCUGAUGAGUCAAGGGCUCAGGGGGGGCCUGAUGCAGACUAUUUUAGGGCUGCGGAGGGGCGCCCAGAAAGCCAGGGAAUUCCCACACGCGUUGUGAUCCCCUAAUAAGGUUAAUGAAAAUUUCUAGAGUGAUCCGUCUUUGUUUGAGUACUGGGCAGGCAGCAGGGAGAGUCAGGCAGCAGCCGCGAGCAGGUGGCUCCCUUCCCCACCUUGCCAGCAGGCUCUGUGCUCCUUGAAGCAAGUGUUCCAGAGGCUCCGGAAGCCACGGCUGGAUUGGAGACAAGAUGGGAUCCUCAGAGGACCACGCCUAUCGCCUCCUUAACGACUACGCCAACGGCUUCAUGGUGUCCCAGGUUCUCUUCACCGCCUGCGAGCUGGGCGUGUUUGACCUUCUCGCCGAGGCCCCAGGGCCCCUGGACGUGGCGGCAGUGGCUGCAGGUGUGGGGGCCAGCGCCCAUGGGACAGAGCUCCUGCUGGACAUCUGUGUGUCCCUGAAGCUGCUGAAAGUGGAGACGAGGGGAGGAAAAGCUUUCUAUCGAAACACAGAGCUGUCCAGCGACUACCUGACCACGGUCAGCCCGACGUCACAAUGCAGCAUGCUGAAGUACAUGGGCAGGACCAGCUACCGGUGCUGGGGCCACCUGGCAGACGCCGUGAGAGAAGGAAGGAACCAGUACCUGGAGACGUUUGGCGUUCCCGCUGAAGAGCUUUUUACGGCCAUCUACAGGUCCGAGGGCGAGCGGCUACAGUUCAUGCAAGCUCUGCAGGAGGUCUGGAGUGUCAACGGGAGAAGCGUGCUGACCGCCUUUGACCUGUCAGUGUUCCCACUUAUGUGUGACCUCGGUGGGACAUGGAUAAAGCUGGAAACCAUCAUUCUCAGCAAACUAUCGCAAGGACAGAAAACCAAACACCGCGUGUUCUCACUCAUAGGUGGGGCUGGAGCUCUGGCUAAGGAAUGCAUGUCUCUGUACCCUGGAUGUAAGAUCACCGUUUUUGACGUCCCAGAAGUGGUGUGGACGGCAAAGCAGCACUUCUCAUUCCAGGAGGAAGAACAGAUUGACUUCCAGGAAGGGGAUUUCUUUAAAGACCCUCUUCCGGAAGCAGAUCUGUACAUCCUGGCCAGGGUCCUCCAUGACUGGGCAGACGGAAAGUGCUCACACCUGCUGGAGAGGAUCUACCACACUUGCAAGCCAGGUAGUGGCAUUCUGGUAAUUGAAAGCCUCCUGGAUGAAGACAGGCGAGGUCCUCUGCUCACGCAGCUCUACUCUCUGAACAUGCUUGUGCAGACGGAAGGGCAGGAGAGGACCCCCACCCACUAUCACAUGCUCCUCUCUUCUGCUGGCUUCAGAGACUUCCAGUUUAAGAAAACAGGAGCCAUUUAUGAUGCCAUUUUAGCCAGGAAAUAACUUUUUCUUGUGAUC